UACGUAUACAUUUUGCAUAGAGUUCGCAUAAACCCUCAACGCCGAAAAUUAGAAAGAAAGAAAAAAGUAAGAAAUUCAGUACCAAAUAAGACACAUUUAGGGUUUAGAAACUGCAGCUUUUCGUUUGCAAAGGCAGCAAAUUCUUCCUCCCGAAAAGAUGUCAAGUCAUGAAAUUGAUGGGAACUCCCUUUCUCCAUCUCAUGCUGACUCCCCAGAAUCAGCAGGCGUGCAUCAGGAAGAUCUCAAAGGUUCAUCAAGUGCAGGCUCCAAGCAUGGAUCUCGUGACCAUAUGAAAGAUAGAGAUAGAGAAUCCUCCAAAAGCAGGGACAAGGAGAGAGAAAGAGGUAGAGACAAAGACCGCGACAGGGACAGAGACAAGGACCGCGAGCGAGACAGGGACAGGGACAGGGACAGAGAUAGAGAAAGAGAUAGGGAUAAAGAUAGGGAAAGGGAUCGAGACAAGGAUCGUGGUGACCGUCAUCACCGAGACCGCCACAGGGAGCGUAGUGAGAGAAGGGAGAGGACCAGGGAUAGGGAUGAUGAUGAUGAUGACUAUUAUAGAAGCCGAGACUCUGACAGGCGGCGAGACCGCGACAGAGAUAGAGAGGACAGGCACAGGCACAGAUCUAGAUCUCGCUCUAGACCUAAAUCCGAGCGCAGAUCAAGGUCUCGAUCUCGUUCACGCUCCAAAAGCAAAAGGAUGAGUGGUUUUGACAUGGCACCUCCUGCUGCAUUGCUUCCCAAUGCUGCCGCUGCUGUUGCAGGUCAGCUGCCUGGGACCACCCCCACCAUUCCUGGAAUGUUCCCCAAUAUGUUACCCUUGGCGGCUGGACAGUUCGGAGCACUACCCGUAAUGCCCGUUCAGGCAAUGACGCAGCAGGCUACAAGACAUGCUCGGCGGGUUUAUGUUGGUGGUCUGCCCCCCACUGCUAAUGAACAGUCUGUAGCAACUUUCUUCAGUCAUGUUAUGUCAGCAAUAGGAGGGAACACUGCCGGUCCAGGAGAUGCGGUGGUGAAUGUUUAUAUUAACCAUGAGAAGAAAUUUGCUUUUGUGGAGAUGAGAUCUGUUGAAGAGGCUAGCAAUGCAAUGGCUUUAGAUGGCAUUAUAUUUGAGGGUGCACCAGUCAAAGUGAGAAGACCCAGCGAUUAUAACCCUUCACUGGCUGCCACUCUCGGCCCUAGUCAACCCAAUCCCAAUCUGAAUCUUGCAGCUGUUGGAUUGACUCCAGGAUCUGCUGGUGGGCUUGAAGGUCCCGACCGCAUAUUUGUUGGUGGAUUACCAUAUUAUUUCACAGAAUCACAGAUCAGGGAACUGCUGGAGUCCUUUGGGCCGCUUCGGGGCUUUGAUCUGGUUAAAGACAGAGAAACUGGGAACUCCAAAGGCUAUGCAUUCUGUGUUUACCAGGAUUUAUCAGUUACAGAUAUUGCUUGUGCAGCUCUUAAUGGGAUAAAGAUGGGUGAUAAAACACUUACUGUAAGACGUGCUAACCAGGGUGCAUCGCAACCUAAACCUGAGCAAGAGAGCGUGCUAUUGCAUGCUCAACAACAAAUAGCAUUGCAGAGGCUCAUGUUAGCACCUAAUAUGACACCAGCUACGAAAGUCGUGUGCUUAACGCAAGUGGUUACUGCAGAAGAGCUCAAGGAUGACGACGACUAUGAAGAUAUAGUAGAAGACAUGAGAACUGAAUGUGGAAAAUUUGGUACUCUGGUCAACGUGAUCAUUCCUCGCCCACUUCCCAGUGGUGAAAUGCCACCAGGUGUAGGAAAGGUCUUCUUGGAGUAUGCUGACACCGAGAGUGCUACGAAAGCUCGACAAGGGUUGAACGGUAGAAAAUUUGGGGGAAAUGAAGUAGUGGCAGUCUUCUACCCGGAGAACAAGUUUUCUGAGGGAGAUUAUAGUGGCUAGUCCAGACUAGUUCUAGUAGUACCUUUCUUGUUGGAGGUUUUAUCUUUCAAUUACUGUUUGUGGCUUUAUCUAUUUCGUGCUGGAUUUUGUUGGAAGACCUUUUCGUGGAGAGAGCGAUUUAAUCUUUGGUUGGUGCAUUGCAACCUUGAAAAACUGUAAUGGAUCUCUGUUAUAUGAUAGAAUGAUUUGCUUAAA
This is a messenger RNA of Sesamum indicum (sesame), 2101 nucleotides long. RefSeq names its product splicing factor U2af large subunit A. Gene Ontology annotation, cellular component: nucleus. The record is from RefSeq and is a predicted model, not a curated record. NCBI's taxonomy places the organism in Eukaryota, Viridiplantae, Streptophyta, Magnoliopsida, Lamiales, Pedaliaceae. Gene Ontology annotation, biological process: mRNA processing. Gene Ontology annotation, molecular function: RNA binding.